Molecule: messenger RNA, 3409 nt
Organism: Coregonus clupeaformis (lake whitefish)
Lineage: Eukaryota; Metazoa; Chordata; Actinopteri; Salmoniformes; Salmonidae
Product: neurofilament heavy polypeptide
Exons: 4
Coding region: 234-2747 (837 amino acids)
Biological process (GO): axon development
Cellular component (GO): axon; neurofilament
Molecular function (GO): structural constituent of postsynaptic intermediate filament cytoskeleton
Source: RefSeq, a predicted model, not a curated record
UAGUAGGAUCCAUCUGUAUAAGCCCAAUGUCCCGACAAGAUCCUUGCGGUCCGAAGCUAUUAGACACCAUGUGUAAAUCAUGCAAGUGACUGACUAAUGUCAAUUGGACAUUUGGUUCAAAAUUCAAGUUUCAUGCGCUGUGUCAUGUUGUUUUUCUGUUGUUAGUCUGAGUGAGGAAGGAGUGGUGCAUGACGAUAGCGAAGAUGAUGUAUCCUUAAAGAGAGAGAGUGUCCAUGCUGAGUUGUGAGUUUCUCCUCCCGCGGUAUAAAAGCUCUUCUCUCUCCAUCCUGCCGCAGUCUGCAUCCGGUUUAGAGAUGAGCUACCCACUGGACCACCUCUACGGCCACGGCUCCUACCGCAGGGCACCACAGGGCCACUCUGCCCGGCCCGCGGCUUCCCUCUCCUCCUCUGGCUUCCACUCCCAGCCCUGGACGACCCCCCAGCUCCGCCGCCAGGCCUACAGCCAGACACCCUCCGCCGACAGCUUGGAGAUCUUUAACAGCGACAUGACUCGAAGGAACGAGAAGGAGAUUCUGCAGACACUCAAUGACCGGUUCGCCAGCUACAUCGACAAGGUACGGAACCUCGAGCUGAUGAACUCGAAUCUGGAGCAGGAAGCGGCUGCGCUGCGACAGAGCCAGACCGGGCGCGCUACUGUGGGAGAGCACUAUGAGCACGAGCUGGGGAACCUAAGGGGUCUGGUCCAGCAGCUGACCGGAGAGAAGGCACGCGCACUCUUGGAGCAAGACCACCUGGAAGAGGAUAUCCAGCAUGUGCGGACCAGGCUCGAGGACGAGGCACGCAGCAGGGAGGAGCUGGAGGCCAAGGCACGCGUCAUGAACAAGUAUGUGGAUGAGUCUGGGCUCGCGCGGCUGGAGCUGGACAAGAAGCUGUGCGUGCUGCAGGAAGAAGCCGCGUUCCUGAAGAAGAACCACGAGGAGGAGGUGGCCGAGCUGCUAGCACAGAUCCAGGGUGCACAGGUGAGCUUCGAGGCUCGAGACACAAUCAAGGCGGACGUCACGAGCGCCCUGCGGGAGAUCCGCGCUCAGCUGGAUGGCCACGCGACCAAGAGCGCAACGCAUGCGGAGGAAUGGUUCAAAGUGCGUAUGGAGCGGUUGGCAGAUGCAGCUCACUCUAACACAGAUGCGAUCCGCGGUGCCCAGGAUGAGAUAGCAGAAUACAGACGGCAGCUGCAGAGCCGCACCAUCGAACUGGAGACCCUCAGAGGUACCAAGGACUCUCUGGAGAGACAAUGCAUGGAGACUGAGGACAGACACCAUGGAGAUAACAAGUCACUACAGGAGACCAUUCGUCAGCUGGACGGUGAACUGAAGAGUACUAAGUGGGAGAUGGCCAGUCAGCUGAGAGAAUACCAGGAGCUGCUGAACGUCAAGAUGGCUCUGGACAUAGAGAUAGCAGCCUACAGGAAGUUGCUGGAAGGGGAGGAGACUCGGUUCAUAUCUGGGCCAAGCCUGUACUCCUACUCCUCCGCCCACCUGAAGCUGAAGGGGGAGGAGCUCUCAGACACAGUCAUACUGGAGGAACAGACGGAUGAGACACAGGUCACUGAGGUGACAGAGGAAGCAGAGGAAGAGGAAGAUGAAAAGGGAGAGGGAGAAGAGACAGAAAAGGAAGAAGAGAAGGAGGAAGAGGAAGAAGAGAAGGAGGAAGAGGAUGAGACCAAAGCUGAGGCAGAAGAGGGAGAAGGGGAAGGAGCUGAGGAUAAGGGGGGAGAGGAAGAGGAGGCAGGUGAGGAGAAAAAGGAAGAUAAGUCUAAGUCACCUGAGAAGGCUGCUUCCUCUCCAUCCAAAUCUCCCCAAUCUAAGUCUCCCCCCAAAACCCCCCAAGCCAAAUCUCCCCUCCCCAAAUCACCUGCCAAAUCUCCCGCCCCCAAAUCACCUGAAUCCAAAUCACCCCAAGCCAAAUCUCCCCUCCCCAAAUCACCUGCCAAAUCUCCUGCCCCCAAAUCACCUGAAUCCAAAUCACCCCAAGCCAAAUCUCCCCUCCCCAAAUCACCUGCCAAAUCUCCUGCCCCCAAAUCUCCCCCUGCCGUGAAAUCACCAACAUCUACAUCUCCCCCCAGCAAAUCCCCAGAGUCUAAGUCUCCCCCUCCCAAGUCCCCCCUCCCAAAGUCUCCUGAACCCAAGUCCACCAUCCAGGAGAAGGCCAUGACCCCUGCAGAAGACAAACUGGCCAAGGAGAAGAAAGAGAAGGAACAACCCCAGUCUGUAAAGGAGGAGAAGAAACAGGAGCCAGAACCAAAGGAGAAGGAGAAGAGUGAGAGCCAGCCUAAAGAGGAGAAGGUUGAGGAGACGACAGACAAACCAGAUCCCAAGGAGAGCAAGCCAGAGGAGAACCCCAAGAAGACUGAGACCUCAACACCUUCCCCUCCUGCUGCCACCCCGGCCAAGCCUGCAGAGGAAAAGCCCGCCCCCGUCAAGGAGAGCCACGGCCCUGCUAAGAAAGAAGAGGAGAAACAGGCCAAAACAGAUGAUAAACCCCAGGCAGAGGUGAAGCCUGCCCCCAAAGAAUCACCACAGAAAACAGAGAGCACAAAGGAGGAGAAGAAAGCAGAGCCCAAAGAGGAGGUGAAGAAGGAGCAUAAGGAGGAUAAGAAGGAGGACAAGAAGGAGGCCUCUAAAGCAUCCGACAGUAAAGAGGCAAAGGAUACGAAGGAGGGAGAAAAGGCAGAGACGGUCAAGAAGUCUUCUAGCACUGAGGUCAAAGAUGAGAAAGCCAAGAAGUGAGUCACUAACACACUGCGUAUGAGCCAGGAGAAGAGAGAGAGAGAUGCCAAAGAACUAUCGGGGAGGGAGGAAGGGAUGCUACUGAAGACCUGAGCAGCCUUUGUAAAGGGAAGCCAUACCAUACCAUAGCAGAGCAGAGGACAAACAGUAAACAAACAAAGCAAUAGUGUUUCUCUAGUUACUAACCCCCGGGUACUCAACCCUGAUAUGAUGCUUCUUCUAAUGUAUGACUGUAGUGAAUGCAGAAUGAUCUAAAGUAUCGAAAUGUGUCUGAUUGCCUGUCUAUAAUAACAAGUGCAUUAAAACAGCAGUAUCGCCUUGGCUGGGAGCACAGCACAGGGCCAUGUACCUUCUGAAGCCUUCAAGGGUAGAGAUGUCAACAAAUGUCUACAAAAGAUUGUGACAGAUGAAUAUAUUGUACUGUAUAUGUAUAAAGAUAUAAAUGCGUAUAUUAUAUUAACGAAUAUAAAAAGCAGAGAAAGACUACGAACCUGCAUCUUAAACAGCUCCCUGUCCAAUGGAUGUGCUGACUCACUGUGCUGUGGUCAGUAAUUAUGCUAGGCCAGUGAUGAGAACUCUGAAGUCAGGGAUGGCUGUGCUAUGUAUAAACUGCUAAGAGUAUGCAAUACAAACUGAUGAACUAAUAAAGGUUAAAACCGAAA